UGUUAAAUACUCUUUGCAAUAUAACUGACCGGUUCAUGUUGUGCUUAUUGUUUCACUUUUAAGUAAAAUUCAAAACAAACCUGGAUUUUAACCCUGUGUAAUAUAAUAAAGUAUUAAUUUUGCAAUUUCAAUUACCCAACAAUGAAGAAGCAACUAGUUAUUUUAUUUUUCUCGCUAUUCAGUGAAUGUUUGGCAAUAUGGUGUUAUCAGUGUACUGCAGCCACGCCUGGUUGCAAUGAACCCUUCAAUUGGCGUGGUGUUGGUUAUCUAGGGAAGCCUUGCCUUGACUGGGAAGAUGUUUGUGUCAAAUUGAUAGAGAGGAAAGGCGCACAAGAAGUAAUAACAAGGGAUUGUUUGAGCAACUUAAAGCCUUAUAGAAUGGAUAUACCAGCUGACACAUAUGAAGGUUGCAGAUCGGCUGCUAAAGAUGUUAACUUGGCUAAUUAUGUUAACAAUACAAUAAAAGAACAUGAUGUGAAAAGAGAUUGGUACGAUGAAACUAUUUGGUGUUUCUGUUUCCUGGAUCAUCGGUGUAAUGGUGCAUCGGUUGUUACAAAUUCAUUUGUUGUGGUUGCAUUGUCAUGUAUUGUGGUAUUCACAAAACUUCUUUGAUAGUCAGUCAUGCACUGCAAAUGACAUUAGUUGUAAGGGUACAAUAGAAGUUGCUUAUAUACAAGACACUUUAUAUACAUCCAAAUCUAUAUAGUAUUAAUAACCAUGGGUUUAUUGUCAUAAUAUUAGUGAAAGAAUAUGUAAUUUCUCUCAUGGAAAACCAAGAUUGCUUUUUGCAUGUGUUUUGGUAAUGGAAACUUUGAGGUUAUGAAUGUAAUGUUUAACAGUUAAACAUCUGUUAUUUAAUUUACGUGUUUUUUGUAUUAAUCUACAAAUGACUAAGUUUUUAUUGUUCAGAUGUCACAGUGAUUAUGUGAUGCAUUUAAUAUGUACAUUGUUGAUUGUGAUUUCUUUUGACAUGAUGGAGAUAUUAUUUUAUAUCUGCAAAUAUAGGCAGUAUACAUAUUGAUAUAUAUAUUGAAUUAAAAAAAA
Messenger RNA from Papilio xuthus (Asian swallowtail), 1044 nucleotides. RefSeq names its product QVR superfamily protein crim (gene crim). NCBI's taxonomy places the organism in Eukaryota, Metazoa, Arthropoda, Insecta, Lepidoptera, Papilionidae. The transcript has 4 exons. Bases 142 to 612 code for a protein of 156 amino acids. Gene Ontology annotation, biological process: regulation of synaptic transmission, cholinergic; sleep; positive regulation of voltage-gated potassium channel activity. The record is from RefSeq and is a predicted model, not a curated record.